This is a messenger RNA of Guillardia theta CCMP2712, 2577 nucleotides long. RefSeq lists its product as hypothetical. NCBI's taxonomy places the organism in Eukaryota, Cryptophyceae, Pyrenomonadales, Geminigeraceae. The transcript has a single exon. The coding region runs from base 78 to 2507 and encodes 809 amino acids. The record is from RefSeq and is a predicted model, not a curated record.
AGCAGGGAAGCGUGGAAGAUGAUUGGCAGGAAUUUGAUGAUAUCAGAUGGAGUGAAAACCAUGCAAAACUGCUCUAUAUGGUAUCUAAGUACGCAUAUCCAGCAAAGACAGGCAAUGAGAAGGAAACAUGGAUCCGAGAGAUUCCUCUUCUUGUCAUGAUAUAUGAGGGAAUCAUAGCAGGUGUCCUCGACUUUGACUACGCUCCUGUCUCAGUGUUAGUAUCUCAGAACGGAGUAUCAAAGAGAUGCUUCAUGAAUGUCACGCAGGAGGGUAAAAGUGCGAUCGAUGAUUUGCGUGAGAGAAGGCUGAUGAACGGCCUCAAGCUCUCAUCUGAAGAUUUUCAGCCCGUGUCUUGCUAUCAAGUUUCGUUCCAUGGCCUAGAUUUUCUCGAACGAAUCCCGCAGAAACUCAGAUCCGAUGUCGACGCAUUCAUUUAUGCGCCGAAACCUUACCAGAACAAAUUGUUGAAUGUUAUCAUGAAACGAGAGAUUCUCGAUGAGGAAAUCGAAGAAGUUCAAAACUUCUACCUAAUUGCAGAAGGAGGAUAUGAAAGAAUAUCCGGAGUCACAGAAAUCGAGGACGUAUCGUAUGUAUCUAGCCCAUAUCUUCCGCUGAUUGUGCGCACCGGGGAAAAGGCAUUGAAAAACAAUUCUCACCGUGCAUCGGAGGCGGCGUCAGGGGAGAGCAACAUCAAAGAUGAGCUUUCAGAGGCGAUUCACUUAGCAAACGUCAAGAUCCUCGUCGGAGAGUGGAUACCCUUCGGCCCCAAUCAAAUCGUCGCUCUGAAUGAAAGGCUGGGGGCAAUGGACAGAUGUCAAGGGGGAUUGUUCACCUCCAAAAUAGACAAAGAUCCCACCUCAACUCAGUUUCAAGUUCCUACUGGGCUGACGCAAGUCCGAAUCUUAGAUUAUGAUCUUACACAUUGCAUCAACUUUGAAGCCGAAAUCAACUAUCCUGAAGCAGAAGGAAUAGUACAGAUUGAGAAUUUCGGGAUGCACUUGAAUGUAGAUGGAACUAUUAUUUAUGGUAUGGGCAUCGAAGCGAUCAUGGAGAGAAAGGCUGAUGACAUAUCUUUAGACAUGCUUAGCAGACUGCUGGUGGACGUGCAAAAAGAUUCGUCAACUAUCAUCAAUGAUUUGCUCUCAGCUUACCAACGAUCACUGCUAUCCAUGGUAUUCUGCAAUGAUGAAAUGAAUCGUUGCAAAUACAACCUGGUGCUCUGCGAGUCGAUCGACCCCAAAUUGCAGUGCGAGGAAUACAUAGAUCGCGGUGACAACGAGAACGAGCUCAAGCAAGUGAUUGGAGACAUUCAAAGCGCUCACAACGUGGGGGCUGAUGAUAUUUUGAUUCUGGGUCGAGAUGGGCUGAUUCUUGCUGGACCCAACGGAAGGCGAUAUGAGAAGCUGAUACUGCUGCACCUGUCGCUGCUUGUCAGGGAGAUGUUUGUGAGAGUCUUCUUCAUUCGCACCUACGUGCUGGAUGACAGCCUGAAACGAAUCAGAAAGAUGAUCCUAGAGCAUGAGAAAGACCCCAACAACGUCCCCAAGCUGAGGAUCCAGCUGAACGACACUUCUCGAGAUAUCAUCUUGCUGGAAGAAAUCAUCUCCUACCUCCUUGAAUCCUUGAAUAGCAUGGAGGUUCCUGCGAUGCCAGAGGACGAGGCGAGCGCCACUCUGUACAAAGCUCUCAAUCUUGCGAGUAUGAAGAGAGAUGUAACGCAUCGAGUGGAGGACUUGAGAAAGUUGGUCCAUGGUGCGCAAAACGAAUUGCAGAACCUCUCGUCAAUGACAGAAAUGAUCAACACGAAACAACUGGAAGAAAUCUUCAGGAACGUCGAAUCGAACACAAAGUAUUUGGUUGAUGGCUCUGGAACAAACGAAAGGGCGAGUGCAAGUCUUGAAGUCAUGCAGAUGAUGCUGGCAGGAAUAUUUGCCUUCGACGUGAUUGAUCACAUCUCGGGGGGGACUUUAGGUCUCUCGACUCCCUGGUGGGUUGAGCAAUGGAUCAAUCAGCCUAUCGUCGCAAGAUUUCCUUUCCUCUGGUUCGCUCUCAACCUGCUCUGGAUGGUUAUCUUUGUGUAUGGCGUGACCAGGUUCAUGCGCUAUCUUUCUGACCUUUCCAGCGGGUUUCUCACCCUACACGUUCGCAUUAAUGCAAAGAUAAAUGUGGAGAAGAUGGAGAUGUUCUUGUCGGACAAGCGCAUCGACGUCACUGAUACCAUUGAAGAACCAGCAAUGUCGAUCAAGAAAGUUUCAUGGCAGGAAAGCGACAGGAUUCUUUGGGCUGGCGGAUCACCCCCGAAGAUUGAAGUAGCUUAUGACGCUCAGAAUGGAUUCCUGCUGACGGUUCUCUUCAACCUCGACAAGAAGAAGUCAUCUCUCGACGAGGACGGGCUAAUGAGAAUCUUCACUGCGGUAUUGGCCGAGUACGGAGUGUUAGAAGAUUAUGAGCCUCCAAGAACAGCUCUGUACGAUAUGGAGGACCGGGAUGACGACAAGGAGGAUUAGAGGAGGAGGGAGUCCCGUCUCAAUCAAGUAGCUUUAAUUGUCUAGGAUAAUAUUACAAGGUGAAAGUCUC